Messenger RNA from Mus pahari (shrew mouse), 4677 nucleotides. It is a transcript of the gene Adamts14, whose product is annotated as ADAM metallopeptidase with thrombospondin type 1 motif 14. The transcript is spliced from 22 exons. Gene Ontology annotation, biological process: proteolysis; extracellular matrix organization. The record is from RefSeq and is a predicted model, not a curated record. Gene Ontology annotation, cellular component: extracellular matrix. The coding region runs from base 203 to 3826 and encodes 1207 amino acids. Gene Ontology annotation, molecular function: metalloendopeptidase activity. NCBI's taxonomy places the organism in Eukaryota, Metazoa, Chordata, Mammalia, Rodentia, Muridae.
CGCGCCCCUAGCCCGGCUCGCCGAGUCCCUGCGGCUCGGGACAGCGCGGGCGGACUGAGCGGUCGCCGCUGGAGCCAGCAGUGAGGGCGCCGUGCCGGGGGGGCCGGGAACGGGCCAGCGGGAGGCGGAGGCUGCGGGCUGCUCUGCGAUCCGGCAGUCCUGGGACUCGGACUCCUGGAGGUCCCCGUCCCCGCGCAGCCACAUGGCUCGGCUCCGCGCUCUGCUCCACUGCCUGCUGCCCUGGUACUGCGCGCUCUGCGCCGCCGCCGGCAGUCAGACCCCAGACCUGCGCCUCUCUGGGAAACUUCACGACUAUGUUGUGACGGUGCCCUGCAGCACGGAUUUCCAGGGACGCUUCUUGUCCCAUGUGGUGUCUGCCCCCGCAGCUGCCUCAUCACGGAGCCACCUCCGCGUGGCUCGCAGCCCCCUGGGCCUGGAAAGAGAGCCCCCGAGGUCUGCUGGUCCGAGGCGCCAUUUUCUCUACUUUAAUGUGACUGUCUUUGGGAAGCUGUUUCACUUGAGGCUGCAGCCGAACCGGAGGUUGGUGGCCCCGGGAGCCCCGGUGGAAUGGCAGGAGGACUUCCAGGAACUCUUCCGACACCCCUUGCAGCAGGAGUGUGUGUACACUGGAGGUGUCACUGGCAUGCCCGGGGCAGCUGUGGCCAUCAGCAACUGCGAUGGAUUGGCCGGCCUCAUCCGCACGGACGACUCAGACUACUUCAUCGAGCCCCUGGAGCGAGGGCAGCAGGAGAAGGAGGCUGGCGGGAGGACCCAUGUGGUGUACCGCCGGGAAGCCGUCCAGAGGGAGUGGACAGAGCCGCAUGGGGACCUUCACAAUGAAGCCUUCGGCCUCGGCGACCUUCCCAACGUGCUGGAUCUGGUGGGGGACCGGCUGGGUGACGCAGAGCGGAAGCGGCGACAUGCCAAGCCCGGCAGCUACAGCAUCGAGGUGCUGUUGGCAGUGGAUGACUCGGUGGUUCGCUUCCACGGCAGGGAGCACACGCAGAACUACGUGCUCACGCUCAUGAACAUCGUGGAUGAGAUUUACCAUGACGAGUCGCUGGGGGCCCACGUGAACAUCGCCCUUGUCCGCCUGAUCAUGGUGGGCUACCGACAGUCCCUGAGCCUGAUCGAGCGAGGGAACCCAGCACGAAGCCUGGAGCAGGUGUGUCGCUGGGCACACUCCCAGCAGCGCCAGGACCCUAGCCACACCGAACACCACGACCACGUCAUCUUCCUCACGCGCCAGAACUUCGGCCCCUCGGGGUAUGCACCUGUUACUGGGAUGUGCCACCCGCUAAGAAGCUGUGCCCUCAACCACGAGGACGGCUUCUCCUCAGCUUUUGUCGUGGCUCAUGAGACAGGCCAUGUACUUGGCAUGGAGCAUGACGGCCAGGGCAAUGGCUGCGAUGAUGAGACCAGUUUGGGCAGCGUCAUGGCGCCCCUGGUCCAGGCCGCCUUCCACAGGUUCCACUGGUCUCGCUGCAGCAAGCUGGAGCUCAGCCGCUACCUCCCAUCCUACGAUUGCCUCCUUGAUGACCCCUUUGAGCGCACCUGGCCCCAGCCUCCGGAACUGCCCGGGAUAGACUACUCCAUGGAUGAGCAAUGCCGGUUCGACUUUGGCACUGGGUACCACACCUGCUUAGCUUUCAGGACCUUUGAGCCCUGCAAGCAGCUGUGGUGCAGCCACCCAGACAACCCCUACUUCUGCAAGACCAAGAAGGGGCCGCCGCUGGAUGGGACAGAGUGUGCACCAGGCAAGUGGUGCUUCAAAGGCCACUGUAUCUGGAAGUCACCAGAGCAGACUUAUGGUCAGGAUGGAGGCUGGAGCUCCUGGACCAACUUCGGCUCAUGUUCCCGGUCGUGCGGAGGUGGGGUGCGAUCCCGAAGCCGGAGCUGCGACAACCCUCCUCCAGCCUAUGGAGGCCGCCCGUGCUCAGGGUCCAUGUUUGAGUACCAGAUCUGCAACAGUGAGGACUGUCCUGGGCCUUACGAGGACUUCCGGGCCCAGCAGUGUGCCAAGCGGAACUCCUACUAUACCCACCAGGAUGCCAAGCACAGCUGGCUGCCCUAUGAGCCCGAAAGUGAUGCCCAGAAGUGCGAGCUCAUCUGCCAGUCUGCCGACACUGGAGAUGUGGUGUUUAUGAACCAAGUGGUCCACGAUGGGACACGUUGCAGCUAUCGGGACCCUUACAGCGUCUGUGCCCGUGGCGAGUGUGUGCCCUUUGGUUGCGACAAGGAGGUGGGAUCCAUGAAGACGGAUGACAAGUGCGGUGUCUGUGGUGGGGACAACUCUCACUGCAGGACUGUGAAGGGGACUCUGGGAAAAGGCUCCAAGCAGGCAGCGGCUCUCAAACAGGUGCAGAUCCCGGCGGGUGCCAGGCACAUUCAGAUUGAGUUGCUGGAGAAGGCUCCCCACCGAAUCGCGGUGAAGAACCAGGUGACUGGAAGCUUCAUCCUCAACCCCAAGGGCAAGGAGGCCUCUAGCAGGACCUUCACUGCGCUGGGCCUGGAGUGGGAGCACGAAGCAGAGGACACCAAGGACAGCCUCAGGACCAACGGACCCCUGCCUGAAGCCAUCGCCGUCCUGGUUCUCCCCCCGGCUGAGGGUAAACCCCGAGGUAGCCUGGCCUACAAGUAUGUCAUCCACGAGGACCUUCUGCCCCUCAUCGGGAGUAAUAAUGUGCUCCUGGAAGAGACGGACACCUACGAAUGGGCUCUCAAGAGCUGGUCUCCCUGCAGCAAAGCCUGUGGAGGAGGAAUCCAGUUCACUAAAUACGGCUGCCGGCGCCGCAGGGACCACCACAUGGUGCACCGGCACCUGUGUGACCAUAAAAAGAGGCCCAAGCCUAUCCGACGGCGUUGCAACCAGCACCCGUGUCCCCAGCCCACGUGGGUGACAGAAGAGUGGGGUGCCUGUAGCCGGACCUGCGGGAAGCUGGGGCUGCAGACCCGGGGAGUGCAGUGCCUGCUGCCUCUCUCCAACGGCACCCACAAAGCCGUGCCAGCCAAGGCUUGCCUAGGUAACCGGCCAGAGGCCAAGAGGCCAUGCCUCCGUGUGCCCUGCCCAGCCCAGUGGCGGACAGGAGCCUGGUCCCAGUGCUCUGCCACCUGCGGAGAAGGCAUCCAGCAACGGCAGGUGGUGUGCAGGAACAGCUCCAGUGCCUUUGGGCCUUGCGAGGGGGUCAAGCCGGACACUGUGCAGGUCUGCAUCCUGCCUGCCUGUGGAGGAGAGCUCCAGAACUCGACAGUGAAGGCAGAGAUCCAGGACCUUGUGACCAAAGCGGGACACUGGGAACCCCAAUCCAGGCCCCUGACUCCAGAGGACAGGAUCUCCACAAGUACAGUGGAGCCCUGUGUGGGAGACAGAUCCAUCUUCUGCCGGAUGGAAGUGUUGGACCGUUACUGCACCAUCCCUGGCUACCACCGGCUGUGCUGUGAGUCUUGCAUAAAGAAGGCCUCAGGCCCCAAUGCCAGCCUGGCCUCACCCACCUUCUCCACUCCUGGGAGUCUCUUACCAGCACCCAAGGCCACCCAGGAGAUUGUGGAAUCUACAAGGGGGGCAACCAGCCUGGAAGAUCAUCGGCAAAGCCAGCCCACGCAGCUACCAGACGUGGUGGACAGGAUCUCCUCAGUGACCCAGCAUCCGGACACCCCCCAGAUGCUAAGCCCUGAAGCGUUUGAGGGCAACUCUCCCGCUACCCCACGGAGCCCACCUCGGGACCGGACCCGAACAGCUAUGCCAACCUUUGAGGGUCAAGGACAGUCCAGGGAGGAACCAGGGCAUGGAGGCACCAGCCUUCCCGCCACCUCCCCAGUGACAUGAGCCCAUCCCUCCGGUCUUGUUGCACUCUGCCUGUGGUCCCAGUGAUCCUGGCUCAGAGGACUCAAGCACAGGGGACAGGGGGGUAGCACAGAUUCCCUUUUAAAUUAUUUGCCCUCUUGUUCUGUUUGGGGCUGUGACACUCUUUACUCCCAUGACAGGGUUGGGGGAGGAAAGGGAGAUCAGGGACUGCCCUAACCAGAAAUACCUCAGCCAGCAGAGCCCGGGCUUCACUUCCCAGAGUUUUCUAUAUGAUUUGUUCCUCUAGUCUCAGUAAUGCCCCUUCCCAUAGCCACUGGGCCAUAUAGGGCUGACGCCCAUGCAGGAAGGAGCCUGUCAGCGAUUCUUGCUUGUCCAUGACUUCUGAUUACCAGGGAGGUCUGUCCAGCCACACACAUACACACACACACACACACACACACACACACACACACACACAAAGCAGGACCCAGGAGGUAGGGCUGCACACAAGACAUUCUUGGGAAGGGUCUGGGAUGGAUGUAGAGGUGAGGCUUCACGGCUGCAGGGUAGGGCAAGGGAGAGUUCUUCUCAGGCCUGGCUCUUGUCAGCUGAGGGCUGCUAAUCCGGGGCAGAGAUCAGUUCACCUUUGCCGGCCAUAGGGUCACUUUGGUGGCCCACUCUAUCCCUGUAGAUGUCACUGCUGGUGACUCUAGGUAACAGACUGACCUCCUAAUGUCACACCCAAGCCACCAGAGGAGGAGGCCUGGAUACACAGCUUCAACAUCCAGGAGUUACCAAGCUGGGGCUUGGUCCCUGGUUGGACCGGAAUCGGUGACUUCAGUCAUCACGGGGGCUUGCAGGAGGCCCAGCCUGAAAGGUGGCCACCGGAGAGA